AAAGGGAAAAAUAAAAUUUGAAAAAUUAUUUGAAUUUAAUUUUCCAUUUUGGGAAACAAAAAACAAAAAUGCUUUUGAACGGGAACGAAAAAAGGGUCGUUUGUGGUCGUUUGUUCAUAUUCCGAGACCGGAUGUGGUUACUUUUUUGUGGCAAAAGCGCCAAAAUUUUCAGGCUGCCAGUGUUAAAGCAGAACAAAAUGUCUUUAGAACCUUACGGAGAUCUGAUUUUAGACAUGGCAAAACAAGGCUUGUCAUCCAUUGAAAUCGCAGCGCAAAUAGGCCAGGUGAGUGGGGGAGCUAGAGGAUGUUCUGCAAGAAACGUCAGGAGAUUCUGCAAUGAAAAUGGCUUGAGUAUGAUAGGACUCCCUGACGCACAUUUGGAGUUGGAGGUGGCAAAAGCUAUAACUGAGGUAUGAUCCUGCUUUAUUUCCCUUUUGCUACAGGAUGUGUGUGUGAUGUGAGAGAAAGAAUUUGAGAAGGAACAUGUAGUAACAUACACACGCACGCACCUCUACUGUAUGUCUAGGAUUUGUGUCUUAUCAAAUUUGACUGGCAUCUUUUAUCCCUGUGUAUUACAAAUAGUAAACAAAGUGCCUCAGCCUUCCAAUAUUUAUAGUGACUAUCAACAUCCGAAUAACUGAUCAAUUCCAUUAUACAAAAUGGAAAAUGUGGCGUCUAAUUUAAUGAUACAUCAGUUGGUAAGAUUUUGGAAUGUGCAAAUUAUUUUUUAUUGUUUAGACUGGACCUACAUAUGGAAGAAGGAUGAUGAAGGGAUAUCUUGCCAUGAAAGGAAUGCAUGCUGCAGAGACACGAAUUGGAUCAGCACUCAGAACUAUGCAUCAGCCUUACCAUGAAGCAAGACGUCAGGGUGCCCGCAAUCUCAACCCCAUACCAUACCAGGCUGAUUACAUGGGUCACAAGAUUCAUAUGGACCAAAAUGAAAAACUGGCUAUGUUUGGGGUGACCCAUGUUUUAGCCAUCGAUGGUUUCAGCAAAAAGAUUGUUGCUCAUUCCACAAUGCCUAUAAAAAACAACCUUGCUAUCUAUGAAGAUGUUUUCAGGCCUGCAGUACUUGAUUAUGGUAUGUGGGACCAGGUGAGAGUGGAUCAUGGCAAGGAGUUUUAUUUGACGCUCUUCAUGCAGGAGCUUUUGUCAUCUCACCGCCACAAUCAGGAGCGAAUGCCUUAUCUUCAGACUUCAUCCACACAGAAUCACAUAGUUGAACGAAUAUGGCCAGAAGUCAACAAUCGUGUCAACUAUCCACUGAAGACAGCUCUUCUGCAGUUGGUGGAUCAAGAGGAAAUAGACAUGAAUGACAGUCUUGUGCGAUAUUGUGUGUCCAACCUGACUGGCCGCUUGUGUGAGAUUGGUCUUACAAGGCUGGUGGAGUCAUGGAAUGCUCAUCGCAUUCCAGAUAAAGGUAUACCAAAUAACUUGGCUAGCUGUGGGUGUCCCAGAAAAAUCCCACAGGAGCUGUUGCCUCGUUCGGGUGAAGCAGCAGACCUUUACAAUCUGCAGUUUGGAACCUCACUGACGAGACAUUCAACUUUUGGAGUUGAUCCAUUUUCAACUGAACAGGAGAAGAUUACAGUUGAGCACCAGUUUGCUGAACAAUAUUCUGAUAUCUCCAACUUAAUGUCUCGAGCAGUCAACAAUGAUUUUGCUCCCUACAAACAGGCAUUGCUCUGUCUUAUAACAACAACUCAGCGCAAUGUGUGA
Fundulus heteroclitus (mummichog) is the source of this 1719-nucleotide messenger RNA. RefSeq lists its product as uncharacterized. The transcript has 5 exons. NCBI's taxonomy places the organism in Eukaryota, Metazoa, Chordata, Actinopteri, Cyprinodontiformes, Fundulidae. Gene Ontology annotation, molecular function: nucleic acid binding. Bases 763 to 1719 code for a protein of 318 amino acids. The record is from RefSeq and is a predicted model, not a curated record.